UUUAAUGAGAUUUCUACUGCAAGAGCUCGCGUCUGGCCAAAGGCAUUGCUUUGGGCGCCUAAUUUCUCUUAAGCUGCUUGACACUUACAUAAAGUACAAAUUCUCAGGUGGUGAAUGGAGUGCCGCUGGCCGUGGUGAAGGGGGUAGCAUUGCUAAGAACGUCAUGCAUCAUGAUGGUGUCAUGCCGGGUGCACAUUGGAUGCGUCAGCCUGUAAACUUCGAACGUGUAAAGAUAACCAACAAUCCCAAUGACACAAAUCCGAGUCAUAUCUUUCUGCAGUCAAUGCAUAAGUAUAUCCCCAUCGCUCGUAUACGAAUCCCACAGACAGAGUUUGUUGCCGUCACUGCAUACCAAAACAAUACCAUCACCCAACUAAAGAUCGAGCAUAAUCCAUUUGCGAAAGGAUUUCGUGAU
Messenger RNA from Strongylus vulgaris, 415 nucleotides. The record is from the annotation of a GenBank genome assembly. NCBI's taxonomy places the organism in Eukaryota, Metazoa, Nematoda, Chromadorea, Rhabditida, Strongylidae.